UUUUUUCGUCAAAAUUUCGGUGUGAAAAAGUUGGUUUAGCGGUUAGACUAGGAAAUGGCGAAUUAUUGUUGUCGUUUGUGGGCGCGUCAAAUGUGCAUGAUUAUGCGUCAGAAUUUCGCAAAAAGUUGCGAACAGAAACUGAACGAUCAGAUCAAUAUGGAGCUAAAGGCAUGCCAUCAAUAUUUGGCCAUGGCAUUUCACUUUGAUCGCGCCGAUGUCAGUUCGCCGGGUUUGCACAGCUUCUUGCUGAAGGCCAGUGGCGAGGAGCGUGAGCAUGCCGAGAAGAUAAUGAAGUAUAUGAAUAAACGUGGCGGUCAGAUUGUGCUCAGUGCGGUGCCAGAGCCGUUGCCCUGCUUCCAGGAUAGUUUGGCCGCAUUGAAGCAUGCGUUGCAAAUGGAGCUGGAGGUGAAUCAACAUCUGUUGGAUGUCCACGCGUUGGCCAGCAAGGAGAACGAUCCCAAUCUCUGUGAUUUCAUUGAGGCGAACUUUUUGCAGGAGCAAGUCGAUGGCCAAAAGGUCUUGGCCGAUCUCAUACGUCAGCUGGAGCGUGCCCACGAUGAUCUUGGCGAUUAUUUGUUCGACAAGUAUUUAAUUAAUGGUGGCAUGCAUGGUGGCAAAUAGCGGAGAGAACAGAACAGAACAGAACGGAACAGAAUAGAACAGAGCGCAGCAUUUUGAUUUGUCUUUCGCAUAUUUUGUUUAAACUAAAACUUGUUAUCAGGCGGAGCGAGUUGUCUAAAAAUAAACGCGCACUCUUAUCAAUUAGUA
This is a messenger RNA of Drosophila albomicans, 768 nucleotides long. It is a transcript of the gene Fer3HCH, whose product is annotated as soma ferritin. Lineage: Eukaryota; Metazoa; Arthropoda; Insecta; Diptera; Drosophilidae. Gene Ontology annotation, biological process: iron ion transport; intracellular iron ion homeostasis. The coding region runs from base 55 to 621 and encodes 188 amino acids. The record is from RefSeq and is a predicted model, not a curated record. The transcript is spliced from 2 exons. Gene Ontology annotation, molecular function: ferrous iron binding; ferric iron binding. Gene Ontology annotation, cellular component: cytoplasm.